GACCAGGAGGAGCUGCAGCCACAGGUGAACACAGGCACAGGACCUCACACCAUGGAAAGAAAAUAUCCGCCCAUCCAGGGGAAACCGGCACAGAGGGACCAAAGGCUGCCCCAGGGUGACCCCUGGAAGUUUUUCUGCCUGGCAAUGACUCUGGUGCUGCUUCUGUUCGACCUCAUCCUAGGUGUGGUCCUGGCUGAGGUACUGCUGUUCUCCAACAAGAUGCAGGAAGACCUCAAGCAAAUGGACAUCCAAUUUGUGCAGGGUCUGGCAGAUGCUGGGCACGAGCGGGACAUCGUGUGGGGAGAGGUGUUCCGGCAAACGGAAGCUGUGCGGGCAGGCAACGAAUCCUCCUGCGAGCCCUGCCGUGAAAACUGGACGGCAUUUCAGGGCUCCUGCUAUCAAUUUUCCACACAAGAACUGAGCUGGUUCAAAGCCAAGGAUCACUGUGCAGAGAAGGGUGCUCACCUGGUCAUCAUCAACAGCCAAGCAGAGCAGAAAUUCCUGAGUCCAAAGGAAAAUAAUGGAUACUGGAUUGGCCUCAGGAAACAAUACCCAAAGGGCAUUCACAAGUGGCAAGAUGGCUCAGUCCCUACCUUCAUCAACUGGCGUGAUACCAGAUCUUCUCACUAUGACUGUGCCUUCCUGAUGGGUUCUGGCUCUUGGUCCUCUACUACGUGCUAUGCGUAUUGGUAUCAUUGGAUAUGUGAGAAGCCACAGGUCUGCUGAGAUGUCCCUUUCCUCUGUCUUCAGUCUUGGGAAAGAUUGUCUUGAUAUGUGACCUCAUAACAAUUCCCCAGCUUGGCUGCAGAAAAGGGGGUCUCCUGAAAGCCCUCUUGGUAGUGUUGUCUCCCUUUCUUUCCCUUACUUCUAAAUUUUGUUGGGGUACAUGUAAAAUAACACCAGGAUGAAACAAUGAGCAAAAUAUAUCGUGUAGGACAUUCUACAAGGCAAAUAAUCUAGUUUUGAAAAAAAAAAUGACAGAAAGGCAAAUGUCAUAUUAUUAGAUAUGAUAAAAUAAAAUAUAAAUAGAUAAAAUAAAAGAGUCUUAACUGAGAAUAAACUGAGAGUUGACGGGGGGUGG
This is a messenger RNA of Herpailurus yagouaroundi (jaguarundi), 1081 nucleotides long. Its product is annotated as C-type lectin domain family 4 member G-like. The coding region runs from base 52 to 726 and encodes 224 amino acids. The record is from RefSeq and is a predicted model, not a curated record. Lineage: Eukaryota; Metazoa; Chordata; Mammalia; Carnivora; Felidae. The transcript is spliced from 7 exons.